UGAACUCCAGGCUGAAAUUAUUUUGGACACUUGUGUAAAAAAUCUGAAGCGUGUCGUAUUCACUUGAGUCAGCGUUCUCUAAGGCUAACUGUAGGCUGCCUAAGAUGCCAAUGAAAGUCAAGGCUGCAGUGCAGCAUUAUUUAUCUUCGUGAAACGUAUAAAUUGUAAUUAAAAGCGAGCAAACUUUUUUGGCAAGCAGACAGCAAGCAAAAACAAAGCCGACAACAGCACGUAAGACAGCGUGGCAAGCUGUAAUCAGCCAUAGUGUUUUUUUCUUUUUGGCAACAACAAGCGAAACGCAUUAAAAAAAACAUAUACUUGCAUAUAGUAUAUAUAUAUAGGAAAAACAGCAACCAUGCCAGCGGGACGUGUGGCCGGUAAAGCCGGCUACUCCAAUCAUUAUUACAAUGGACGUUCGUACGUGGGCAUCAACGAGGAGAUAAUGUGGGUUAGCAUUGGCAUGGGUGUAACUAUUGCACUGCUCAUCACCAUUGCCCUCUGCUAUAUUGCACGGGAGAAAUGUCAGAAGCGGCAGCGAGAAUAUUACGUGACUGCAUAGUCACUGCUUCCGAUGCACUGCGUUUUUGGUAACGGAGCCAGGCCCUGUCAAUCACAGCAGCCAUGGCAGCCAAGCCCCCGAGCACUAGGAGGCCUAACUCAACACAUCCCACCAUUUCCAGCACACCCACAUACCUACAUAUAACUAGAUCAUGUCACACACGGACCUGCCCAAGGCAUCGCCUGUGUGUGAAUGGAGUAUAUUUUUUUUUCUGUAACUUGUUAAGCUCAGCGGUUGAUUUAAGUAUCUGUAUUUACUUAAAUCGAAAAUGUU
Drosophila busckii is the source of this 832-nucleotide messenger RNA. RefSeq lists its product as uncharacterized. The transcript is spliced from 3 exons. The coding region runs from base 356 to 559 and encodes 67 amino acids. Lineage: Eukaryota; Metazoa; Arthropoda; Insecta; Diptera; Drosophilidae. The record is from RefSeq and is a predicted model, not a curated record.